This is a messenger RNA of Morchella importuna, 1065 nucleotides long. RefSeq lists its product as uncharacterized. The coding region runs from base 1 to 1065 and encodes 354 amino acids. NCBI's taxonomy places the organism in Eukaryota, Fungi, Ascomycota, Pezizomycetes, Pezizales, Morchellaceae. The record is from RefSeq and is a predicted model, not a curated record. The transcript is spliced from 7 exons.
AUGUCGACGUCAAAGAUCUUUCGCAUCUCGGGACUCCCUCUUGAAAUCGAUAUCGACACAUUACGGGAAGCUCUUCGGCUAAAGCAGGAGGGCAUUGAUAUAAAGGCAACCAUCUCUCCAUGUUGUUCUGAUCCUGGUACAAAAGUCGCAAUUGUGGAAUUCAAACCAUGCGCUCCAUCUUAUUUGAAGGAUGUGAUUUCCGGUGCGAGACCCGAUCACCAGAUAGAGAUGAAUGAUGACCACGACGACUUGAAUAUCGACAUGGACUUUUAUGGGCUUACCCAACUAUACGCCACUCCGCACAAAGCAGACAUUACUGCAGAUAUUGUCGCAGUGACAGGCAUUGCCGGCCAUGCGUUCGGGUCGUGGCGAGGGAAGGGCAACUUGCGAAGGAUGUGGCUGCAAGACUUCCUCAAAAAGGACUUGCCGAGAUGUCGAACCAUGAUUUUUGGCUACGAUUCAAGGCUGGAUAGCCCUGGUGCUCAUGAGAUGCAGGAUUACAGGGACAAUCUUCUGACGGAGCUAAAGAAGGCUAGGACAUCAGACCAAGAGCAGAAUAGACCCAUCAUUUUCAUUGGUCAUAGUUUCGGGGGAAUCGUAAUUACGCAGGCUCUUGUAAAAAGCCGAGACUCUAACCCGGCCUCCGACCCCGAUACCUAUGCAAUAUACAGGGCAACUUACGCUACUCUCUUCUUUGGCACCCCCCAUCGUGGUUUUAACGUGAAGAGUCUCACCAAAAUGGUUGAUAGAAGAAAAUCGGAAGAAAGACUUAGCCUCUUGAACUCGAUUGGAACCGACUCACCACUAUUGGAAGAAGGUUUAAAGAGGUUUCUUACUUUUGCGCAUCAGCUGAAAGUAGUGAGCUUUUAUGAAAUGUUAAAAUCAAAAACACCGGAGCAGGUUACUACAGGAUUCGAAAGAAUAGGUCCGUAUGAACUUUCAGUUCCCAAAGAAUCCGCUUUACUUGGGCUCGACCCCGAGAUCGAAAAAACGCGACACCAUUGCCCAUCUAAAGGUGUACCAAAAGAAUUUAUCUCUCCCAGACACCGGUUUUCUCUCGCGUAG